Molecule: messenger RNA, 1666 nt
Organism: Anguilla anguilla (European eel)
Lineage: Eukaryota; Metazoa; Chordata; Actinopteri; Anguilliformes; Anguillidae
Gene: tmem182a
Product: transmembrane protein 182a
Exons: 5
Coding region: 95-838 (247 amino acids)
Cellular component (GO): membrane
Source: RefSeq, a predicted model, not a curated record
GGAGGCUCCGUUGGACGAGCCCUGCAGGGGUGGUGUGCGCCCCCGCCUCUCCCCUGGCAGUCGGUCGGAGAGGCGCUGCAGUCGGGACGGCGAGAUGAAGCUCAGCGUGGCGCUCUUCUUCGCCGGGUUCUUCGCGGCGCUCGGCGCCGUCUUCUUCCUCCUCUCCUUUGGGACGGACUACUGGCUGCUGGCCUCCGAAACCUGCGGCCCGGACCCCAGCGGGACCACCGGGCCCGGCGGCGUCAUCCUGGAGCGGGGGGAUGUCGUGGUGACGGACAGUGGCCAGGACCCGACCACCUUCUACCACGAGGGCUUCUUCUGGCGCUGCUCCUUUGGAGGAAAGCUGGAGGACGACACCAUGUGGAAGUUCUGGUUCACCAAUCAGCCCACCUCCAAGGUGUGCAUGCACGCCUACCUGUUUCCCUUCCCCGUGUCCGAGCAGACCCACAACGCCACCACCUACGACUCGGCCAUAAUCUACAGGGGGUUCUGGAGCAUCUUCAUGCUGGUGGGUUUGGUUGCCGUGGUGCUGGGCGGCUUCAUCAUCAUCUGCGCCGCGCCCUUCGCCAGUCACCGCCUCUAUAAGGCCGGGGGGAGCCUCUUCGUCGCUGCUGGCCUGUUCCUGCUGGCGGUGGUGGUGAUGUUCGUGAUCUGGGUCCAGGUUCUGGACGUGGUGAACGAGUACGUGACCCACCGAGCCAGCGGCUGCGUGGACUUCCAGCUCAACAUCCGCUACGGCCUGUCCUUCAUGUUCGCGCCCGUGGGCGUGUUCUUCAGCCUGCUGGCGGGGCUGCUUUUCCUCCUGAUUGGCCGAUCGCUGCAGCUGCAGUACAGCUAAGCCCCCCGUGCGGCGAAUGGCGAUUGGUUGGAAGGCUGGCCGUUGGGCGGUUUCUUCCGGGAUACCUUAAAAAGUCACUCGUGUUUGAACUGGAGGAACUGGGGGGGGGGCAGGUUUGGGAUCACUCGGGGGGCACCUGUUCAUGAGGGCACUUUUUCGAACUACGACUCCAACCAAGGCCACGGGUGUGUUUGAGAGUCCGGGUGUGGUCGAGGGCCCCAUUUUGGUUGCCUGAGAAUCGCUGCCCCUGGCAACCAAAAGCGGUUUCUGUGCUGUAAACAGUAUUUUCACAUGCAUCCAUUUCAUAUAUUCAUUACAUCUGUUUGAGAUUUUUUUUUACAAGAGUUUGAUUAACCACAGAAAACUUAAUCCGUAUUUCAGUUUAUCCUUCUCAACAUUCAUAUGCACGUGUGUCUAUUUUAAUAUUUUACAAAAUCCUGUUUGAUGUUGAUUUGUUCCUGGUUCCUUUAUCACAGUAGUACUGUUUCUCUUACCACACUGAAAGAGCUAGUAUGUGUUAGUAAUUGUGAAUUUCUGCCAUCGAUGAAUAACUACCGGUAUCUGUGAUUUGCCUUGGGCCCUCUGCCUUGUGUCUAUGGCUUUCUGUGACCAGAUAUCGUCUGAGGGACGUCAUCACCAUGAACUCAAAGUUAACGUGUGGAAAAGCACAAUUCCAAAGGCACGUAUGUUUAAUAUACUGCAUAUAUACCCUGUCACUUCAUUUCCACAUUUAAAGCAUACGGUGUGGUUGUGCUGAAGAUAUACUGUGAAAUGAAAUGCAUUUGCAAUAUAUUCUUUGGUAGUUGCAUAAAAUUAAAUGUUUGUAAA